AUGAGUGUUGAAGAUGAAAAGACACGUGCUGAAGCGCUACUGUUACAAACCAUCAGUAACGAAGGAUCUGUCGCGGACACGUAUGAUUUCUCACUAGCAAACAAUUUAUCGCACGAAUUAGUGGUCGGUGUGAUGAAGUCGCUUCUGGUGGAUGCUUUCGUGGCCGACACGGAGCGUUCCACGUCUUUUUACGUGCUAAAAGACGAAGCUAAAAUAUUCUUAGACCAUGGAUCUCCUGAGAUCCAAGUAUUUCGUGCCAUACCGGUCGAGGGAGUCGAUCGUAAGACUUUAGAAGCCGCAAUUGGCGCCGCGACGCUGAAGGUUGGUCAGGGUGCGUGCAUGAAGAACAAGUGGAUUCGUCUGGACAAGGCGGACGGCAAGUUCUACCGCAAUACGGAACAAGCUGAUGACAACGUUACAGAGAUGCUUCGUCGGGUGGAACAAGCGGAUGGCGCUAUUUCGGCCAUUUCCCAAGACGAAGCCAAUACGCUAAAGCGCCGUAAGCUUAUAGAGACACGUACGCGUAAAUCUUAUACGCUGACGAAGGGCGCAAAUUUUGCGCUGCAGAGAAAGAAACAGGCGGCUGGACUCACGAAAGAAAUGCUGGAAGGAGAUGCGUGGAAGAAGGAGACUUUCAAGCCAUACAACUUUAAAAGCAUGGGAUUAAGUGUGGGAGGUGGCCAUUUGCAUCCGCUUAUGAAAGUGCGCACUGAGUUUCGUCGCGUGCUGAUGGACAUGGGAUUUCAAGAAAUGCCUACUAACCGCUUCGUGGAGAGUAGUUUCUGGAAUUUUGACUCAUUGUUUCAGCCGCAGUCUCAUCCUGCUCGCGACGCGCAUGAUACGUUCUUCCUUACCUAUCCCAAAUACUGCCGAUCAGUUCCAGAGGAGUAUUACAAGCGCGUCCACGACAUGCACGAAAAUGGCGGAUUUGGCUCUAUUGGUCACGGCCGUGGUGCCUUCAAGCGUGAGACGUCCAUGACAAACAUUUUAAGAACACACACCACCGCCAUCUCUGCUCAGAUGUUGUACAAGCUUGCCAAUCAACCCGGUGGCUUUACCCCGCAAAAGUAUUUCUCUAUCGAUCGUGUUUUCCGUAACGAAAGUAUGGAUGCAACUCAUUUGGCUGAGUUUCAUCAGGUCGAAGGCGUCGUGGCUGACUAUGAUCUCUCAUUGGGUGAUCUGAUCGGCAUUAUCAAAGCUUUCUUUCUGAAGAUCGGUAUCACGCAGAUGCGUUUUAAGCCAGCAUACAAUCCGUAUACGGAGCCCAGUAUGGAAAUCUUCGCUUUUCACCCAGACUUAAAGAAGUGGACGGAGAUUGGGAACUCGGGUGUGUUCCGCCCAGAGAUGCUUCGUCCGAUGGGUCUGCCAGAGAAUGUUCGUGUUAUUGCGUGGGGUUUAUCGCUCGAGCGUCCUACGAUGAUAAAAUACCGUCUCAACAAUAUUCGAGACCUUUUCGGUCAUAAGAUUGACCUGGAGCAGACCCGGUCAGCCAAGCUUUAUCGCUACUAG
This is a messenger RNA of Plasmopara halstedii, 1509 nucleotides long. RefSeq names its product phenylalanine-trna alpha subunit. Bases 1 to 1509 code for a protein of 502 amino acids. Gene Ontology annotation, biological process: phenylalanyl-tRNA aminoacylation. NCBI's taxonomy places the organism in Eukaryota, Oomycota, Peronosporomycetes, Peronosporales, Peronosporaceae. Gene Ontology annotation, molecular function: ATP binding; phenylalanine-tRNA ligase activity; tRNA binding. The record is from RefSeq and is a predicted model, not a curated record. The transcript has 5 exons. Gene Ontology annotation, cellular component: cytosol; cytoplasm; phenylalanine-tRNA ligase complex.